GAGCAAACAAGGCACAAGCCCAAGGCUUCAGAGCCCGCCGUGCGCAACAUCGCCAGUCCGGAUGGAAUGCAGUAUGCCAAAUGUCUCUAUAACCGGCUCGCAAAAGCCCAGGCUGGAGGCCAACGGACAGACGUCCAUCUAAUCGAAGCCUCCCGCCGGGAGUGUAACAAAAUAUCUCAAAGCUACAGUAACCUUUUCGAAAGCUACAAAAUACUAUGGGAUCAAAACCAAAAGCUCGAAUCGAAGCUUUCCGCUGCUUCGAAUGCCAACACUCAGCUGCGGGAUUGCAUCUCGACGAACGAGACACUGAAGGCGGCACUCGGGUUUGAACUCAAGGAGAGCGAGGACGAAAACGCCGCGGUCAAGGAGUGGCACUAUCAAGAAAUCAAAAAUAAGGACGUCGAAAUUGCUAUACUAAAGGAAAAACUAAACGCGAUGCAUAAACAGGUUGAACAGUCUGGAAUGAACAUUGCAACCCCCAAAGUGUGA
Pyricularia grisea is the source of this 489-nucleotide messenger RNA. RefSeq lists its product as uncharacterized. The annotation marks the transcript as partial. The transcript is spliced from 2 exons. Lineage: Eukaryota; Fungi; Ascomycota; Sordariomycetes; Magnaporthales; Pyriculariaceae. The record is from RefSeq and is a predicted model, not a curated record.